Molecule: messenger RNA, 3209 nt
Organism: Sorghum bicolor (sorghum)
Lineage: Eukaryota; Viridiplantae; Streptophyta; Magnoliopsida; Poales; Poaceae
Product: histone deacetylase 6
Exons: 4
Coding region: 4-678 (224 amino acids)
Molecular function (GO): zinc ion binding
Source: RefSeq, a predicted model, not a curated record
UUCAUGGGCCAUAUGUCUGUGUGGUUUCGUCCAGUGGUCAGAGGUCGACGACUCCGUGAUCGAUCGAUUCGUCUCCUGUCUCCUCCGGCCGCCACCGCCGCCGCCUCGUCUCCGACGAUGUCUUCCGUCGCCGGUGACGGUUGUGUGUCGUCUCAAAAGGGGAAGGAGAGGGAGGAGGAGGACGGCGCCGACGGGAGGAGCCAACGUGUGGAGGGGGUGGAGGUGUCUGAGGGAGGAGUGGAUUUGGGUGACCUGUACGGCGCGGCGGCAGGGUGGGUAGCGGCGCGGACCACCUGCCCGCACCUCGGCACCAUGCCGCCCGCUGGUCCCGACGACCUCGCUCGCGUGCCUCCGCCCGAUUCUCCUUGCUCCAGAUGUCAUCACCCUGCUGAAAACUGGUUAUGCUUGAUAUGCAAAGAUGUGCUGUGCAGUCGUUUUAUCAACAAACAUAUGUUGUGCCAUCAUCAAGAAACUGGUCACUGUCUUGCUUUGAGCUUCAGUGAUCUGUCAGUUUGGUGUUUCUCAUGUGACUCAUACCUAGAUGUUCAAGCCAUUUUAGAAUUGCGCCCAGUCUAUGAAGUUGCACAUUUGUUGAAGUUUGGAGAACGUCCACCUUUUCGAUCACUUGAAGUACUGGAUUUAACCACUGGUGAAAGUGGGAGUGCAUCAAGGUCUUAGUUAUCUGUAUUCCAGUAAUGAGUUUCUUUUCAUGGUGCUUCAAUCAGAUCCAGACAUACAGUUGUCUACUAUCCUGGCACUUCUUAAGCUUCAGUGCAAUAUAAUUAAUUUGAGAAACCUUGUUCUUUCCUCUUUACUUUUGGUUAGUAUAUUUUGAUAACCCAAAGCUUCCUUAGAUAGUUAUUGUGACGUAGUUUGCUGUGUCGAGCAUGAAGCAAACGACAGGUGUAAAAGUCUGCUUUAUUAUUGCUUUGAUAUAGACAUCCAGAAAAGUACUCAACUCUGAAUAUCUUUGGCUUUGGUGAGUGAUGUACUUUAGCUUAUCCACUAAAAAAACUUGAAAGUCUAGGUAUGUAUCAUUUGACUUUAAGGUUUUGUGAUGUAGCACUUGACUCAACAUCCUCUGAUAGGUUGUUAUUGUGCACUUAUAUAUGCAGCAUUUUAAAUUAGCAUGGAAGCUUUUUCUGAUCCGAAAGAAACUCAUGUGCAGAAGAGAAUUUAGGUGUGCAUGUCAUACACAUGAAAGCUAUCUAGUUGUGUAAUCUUCAGAAACUGAUUAAGUUUUGCCUUAGAUAUGAUCUAGGGCAAUGAUUUAAAAUUAAACAUUCCACAUAAGCAUAAAUUUAUUUGUAAAUCUAUUGCACUUCAGGAACUGUCUGAGCUCAAGGCCAACUAGGGCACUUUGUGAUAAGCAUCUCUUGGACUCUUUGCAUCUCAAAAAUAGGUAACAACUGUUAAAAGUGGUGAUGAGAUUCAGGGAGCAUAAAUGCUGAUACCAAAGUUAUUGCAUGGCCUUAUUUUUUUAUGCAGAGUGAUUGAUUGAUAGUCAUUAUUUGAGUUAAUGUAAUGCCAUUUGAUAUUCCCAUGAGUGAUAGUGAUGUCAAUUUCUACUUGCCUAACACUGUCUGUCCAAUCAGAUGUAAAAAAAAAUAUUAAUAAUAAUAUAUCUGAUCUUUCGAUGUUGCUCGCAUGCUUGGCGCAGGGUGGUGCAUGGUCAUGCACUCAUGCUAAGUGUGUGAUGGCAUUUUCCUUAAGUAGCAGUAGCAUUUUCCUUAGUACUAAGAAGCAUUAGAUGCGCCACUAUUGUUAAGUGCUACCAUUAUCAUGUCUCUUGCUAGUUAGUGCUUGUUUGAUCAUUAUUGCGAUCAAUAAUCAUCAAUGUUAUGUGAUCUCAGAUACUAGUGGUUUUCUUGGCUCCGAAUCUUGUUUUUUUGUCCUACAAUGUAUAGUGAGGAAACAUCCCAGUUCUAUUUUCUGGUUGUCUUUUUUAACAGGUUGAUUGGGACAUCACACAGGAAACGACAUGUUGUGACUCAGCUUUUCCCCUCGGCUUGUUCUGUGCAUUUGGUUAAUAGAGUACAAUUAUUUGGGCAAAGUCCAUUUCCAUUUCAGAAUUUUAUAUAACCAUAUUAAAAUCCUGAACUGGCACCUAAAGAGUUCCAAACUUUCUUAGCUUUCAAGUAUGUCAUAAAAUAAAUUGGAACCUUCUAUGUUCUUUUUUGUACAAAUUGUUAAGUCUUUGAUUUCAUACCCUACCAUUGAAGUUCAAACCUCAUCUGAUCGUCGUAGUGGUUGAAUAGUGUCACUCUUCAGAUGACAUGUAUCACAUAAAGGCUCCAGGGCCACUUACUACUUUAACUAGUGAGAUAUGUUUCUGUAAUGUGCAUGAUAGGACCAGAUGAAGCAUAUGUUGCACAUAUGGUUGCUGAGAUGCUGCAUAGUACUUGAUCAGUUAGGACAAAUGUGCAUUCAGUAGAUGGUAUUGGACUGAAUUGUCGUCACUGUUGCGAACAAAAAGGGAGGGGUUGCUUAGGGCACUUGCCAAAGGCCUCAAAUUGUUUGGUCAGAUGUCCAUGUCAGGUGCACAGCAAGUGCUGCCAUUAUGCACUAAGGACUCCCAUUAACUGGUGAAUGUCAACAUCAGUGGAAUCAGAUCCUCUGACUUUCACUUGAACAGGUAUGGCAUUCCUUUCAUCUUGGGCCACCGUCUGAUCUUGGGCAGAUGAUGUCGAGAUGCCUUCUGUCUUUCAUGUAUUAGCAUAAAUAUAUCUGAUGAGAACUUAGGGCAGUCAAUAAGGUUUAUGCUCUGGUGACUCUUGAAUUUCAUGUGCCUAUUGGAACUCAGAUUACUCUUUUGUUGCUUGUGCCAUAGUUACCAUGGAUACACGCGUUGGGCUUUCCUGUAAUGGUGUCGUGUUGGGUCAUAUAUGAGUCGGCAUCAUAGCAGUGGUGAUGAAGCGCAUAAUAAUAUUGACACCAAUUAUGCAGAAGGGAACAUGUUCAAGUGUCAUUUUUAGGUCGAGGAAAAGGUUUUCAGGCUAUCUUGAUUUUGCUUUGGCGGACCAGAAAAAAGGUGGUCCUUUUGAGCACUGGGAUCAGAUCCAAUGCAACCUGAUUGCAUCAGUUUAGACUGAGACGUUAUCAGCUGCUGCAACUGCAACCAUACACGUCUCUGCAGUCUUAGCUAACACUUUUGGACCAUUUGUGUACGCAGCAUGCCAACUUGGAAAUGGGCUCUACUGGACCUCUUU